AUGAAGAAAGGAGAAGAAAAAGAAGAAGAAGAAAACACUGGAAAGCAGAAUGUUGGCAGCAGCCUGGAUGAGCAGGACAGGGUUUUCGGAGCGCAGAUUUUGGGUGUUGAUGUGGGGAAAAGUAGGAAGGAGAGCAAGUUGAAAAAGCAGGAAGAGCUUGCAGAGUACCCGAAGGACAUGCUCGACUUUGAUGAGGAAGGGUACGAUGAUGAGGGGUACGAUAUGGAGGGGUACAACCGGCAGGGGUAUGAUCGGAGUGGGUUUAGGCGGGGGGAGGAGCGGAGGUUGAGGAUGCGGAUAAAGACGGGCAAGGAUGUGCAUAUAGUACCUGGAGAGGUGGAUGGGGGGGAGGUUAAAGAGGACUCCGAUGGCAUUAAGUUGGUGGGGAACGGCAAUGGUAUUAGGAUGACUCAAGAUAGAUCUAGUAACAUUAGGAUGAAUGCACAAAAUAGCGAUAGCUCUAAUAACAUUAGGAUGACUCAAAAUGGGAAUGAUAGAUCUGAUGAGAAUGACAUUAGGUCCAAUGUUCAAAAUAGGAUGAACAAUGAUAUUAGGUCGAAUGCUCAAAAUAGGAACAACAAUGAUAUUAGGUCGAACGCUCAAAAUAGGGACAACAAUGAUAUUAGGUCGAACGCUCAAAACGGCGAUAACUCUAAUGUGAAUUCCACAUCCAACAACUACAACUACGAAAGUGAAGACGACUCGGAGUACGAGUACGAGGAGGAGUACACGUUUGACGUGGAGACGGGCCCCGGGGCAGGGUUUGACCCGCUGGCGUUCCACCGGGCACUCGGGCAGUACCUCGGGGUGGAAGCACGGGGUCCCUGGUCUGGGUACUGUGAGCCCGGGGACCCCGACGGCGUGUGCUUCCCGCCUCCGCCCGGUGCCAGCCUCACCGGGCACCCAGGCCGGGUGUUCGCGGUGAUCGCCGCGCUGGCAGACCCCUGGACCACGCCGGCGGACACCGGCCCGUACGACGAGCUGCUGCCGUCGCUCGCCACGGUGUGCGACGUGGUGGCGGCCGUGUGCCUGCCGAUGUACACGGGGGAGCGGGAAUUCCGGCUGGCGUGCGACCUGGCGUGGAUCGUGGGCUGCUGCAGCGAAAAACUCCACUGCUGCGACGAGACCGGGCUCCAGCGGGCGAUCGGCAGCACCGACUGGCGUGAAACGCUGCAGUACUGGGUGCCGGAGGCCACGCUGGCCAGCCCCGUGUACCAGGCUUCGGAUUUCCACCGGCUCCGGCUCGUCUACGCGGUGUGCGUGGUGUGCAUAACGGCCAUCGGCAGGCUGUACGCCCCGGCCCGCAACCCGUGCCUCAACCCGUUUCUCUACCUGCUGCUCCAGGCCUACAAGCUGUGCAGCAAGGUGAUCCUGCUCGGGCUCCAGGUCGACCGCCAGGACGAGGCACAGGGCUUCCCCGGGUACCCGGAGCCCAUCCGCGAGGUUGUCCGCGGCACCAGUGCCCUGCGGUCCGCUGUGGCCCUCGUGCUCAAUGAGGACUACGCCCGCCGGGCCCACGAUUUCCGCCACGAGACCCUCGACCACUUCCUGGGGCCCUGGGGCCGCCGCGUGGGCUCCUCGCGGCUCCGCUGCGACAACCGGGUCUUUGCCUCCGCACUGCUCGCCAUGGGCACCCCGCUGGACCACGUCGGCCGCCUCAUGAAGUCCUUCCACACCGAGGACCGCUACGAUGAGGACAUCCGGUACAUGUUCGAGAUGGACUUCGACAGCGACCCGGACGACGACUACUCCCGGCACCACCAGCCCUCCCUGCUGGCCCAAGCCCUGCCCAAGCCCCCGCUCGCCUACGGGGGGGCCCCACGCCGUGCCUACGGCCUGGACGGUGUCCUCCGCACCUACCGCAUCCACCCGGACUGCGUCUGCCGGCUUGACGGUGUGGGGAAAACUGAAAGUGCUGAAAUGCCCGGCGAUUUGGACCCAGACCCGGAUGACCCCCGCGAGUGCUCCGACUACGACUUCACCGACUCCAUCAGGAUGGUCAUACAGGACGGCGACGACGGAAUUGAGGAGUUGUUGUCUGAUGUGAUCCGGGAGGGGGAGGAGCAAAAUGAGGAGGAGCAAAAGGAUAAUGUCCAUGAGCAAAAUGAUAAUCUUCAUCAGCCAAAUACUAAUGUCCAUGAGCAAAAUGUUAAUUUCCAUGAUGAUGAGGAGGAUAAUUCCCAUCAGCAAAAUCCCCCUCACGACAAAAGAAAAGUCGUCUGGGCAGCCAUCGCACGCAAUAUGGACUCCAAUGGCAACUCCAACGGCAACUCCAACAGCCACUCCCCUUCAAAACGCUUCAUCAUCUCCCCCGUCCCCCGCAACAUCGGCUUCGACUCCCUCUUCAGAGACAGAAGAGACAUCCGCCGCGGCCAGAACAACAUCCUCACACCGGCGUUCCAGGCCCUGCUUAAGUCCUCGGCAGCUGGAAAAUCCACCUUCAUCCUUCCCAUGCACAACAUCCUCGCAUCCCUUGCAGCCUUGAAAUCAAAAACACUGCCUGCAAAAACCUGCCAGCACAUCAUCAGCACCGUGGCAUUCGUCGUCAAGUACGGCGAGGAAAACUUGCUCAUGACAAACGGCCAAAAGGAAGCCUGGGGCAACGACGACCACCUCCGGCCAGAGUACAUCCUCAGCUACAUCUGCUCCUUCCCCGGCAUGAUCAGCAUGAUCUCCCACAACCCCUCCGCCACCUUCAGUAUCGUCGAUGAGCUCUUGAUGGUUGAAGGCUUCCGCACAAGCCUGCUCUGGUUCCUCGCCAACUGCGAACCCAACCAGUGGAUCUUCAACUACUUCCACGAGCUCCUCAUCGGCCAGAGGGGCAACCCUCGCACCUCCACCGACCCUCGCACCUCCCGGUACUCGUUCAGCCGGUGCGGCCACAUCGUUCUCUCCGAGACCGAGCUCCGGAUGGUCAUCAAGGAGCUCUUGGCCAACGUCACCGGUUUUGUCAUUCGCAAAUUGCAGGAUGACCAGUCGCACGACCGCCCCGCCAUCCAGAGAUUGAUGAAGGUCGUCUGCCUCUUCUUGAAGUCGCUCGAUUCGAAAGGCAUAGUCACAGUCAACGAUUCCGACUGGAGGCUCGAGGUCCAGACCUUGCUUUUGCAGUGGAUCAACUCCGGACUCGUUCCCGAGGCCCGCGAGCUCUUCUUCAAGUCCCAGAGAAACGACUCCCGCCUCCGCAUCGUCUCCGAAAAGGAGAAGGUCUUUUACCGCCAGCUUCGGAUCGUCCGCCAAUCCUGUGAAAACGGCGGACCCUUCAAAGAUGCACUCCCGCAGUCUGGUGACUCCUCCCUCUCCCGGAUGCGGCUCCUCAUCGAGUUCGCCGUGCGUUACAUCCUGAUGCGUCACGACAUGUUGAAGGGAAUCCUUGCCAGGGCGGCUGAGGAUGGUCUGCCCAUUCCUCCUUCUCGCACAGCCUUGGUCUGCGACGCCUUGUUUGGCGCUUUGUACAGCGUGGCUCUCGAUAACGAGCUUCUCAAACGUGUCGGCACCCGGGCUGUGCUCCAGUUGAUGGCUGCUGCCAAUAUCUUGUCGCCCGACGACCUGGAAAACCCCUCUGUCGAGACCUUUCUCAAAACCAAGCUCUCCCAGAUGCAGGCCUAUUGUUCCGACUUCCUCGAUGACAUCGCCCGGAAGAAUACUAUGUAA
Molecule: messenger RNA, 3651 nt
Organism: Brettanomyces bruxellensis
Lineage: Eukaryota; Fungi; Ascomycota; Pichiomycetes; Pichiales; Pichiaceae
Exons: 1
Coding region: 1-3651 (1216 amino acids)
Source: RefSeq, a predicted model, not a curated record